This is a messenger RNA of Chanos chanos (milkfish), 2825 nucleotides long. It is a transcript of the gene fpgs, whose product is annotated as folylpolyglutamate synthase. Gene Ontology annotation, molecular function: tetrahydrofolylpolyglutamate synthase activity; ATP binding. Gene Ontology annotation, biological process: tetrahydrofolylpolyglutamate biosynthetic process. Gene Ontology annotation, cellular component: cytoplasm; cytosol; mitochondrion. The record is from RefSeq and is a predicted model, not a curated record. The transcript is spliced from 15 exons. NCBI's taxonomy places the organism in Eukaryota, Metazoa, Chordata, Actinopteri, Gonorynchiformes, Chanidae. The coding region runs from base 3 to 1727 and encodes 574 amino acids.
CUAUGAUGGUGCGAAUGUGCCGCAUGUGGAGGCACUGGACUCCACUUACCGCCUUUUCUUACCAGCACAAACCGUGGAAGAACAAUAGCAAGCUCACAUUGAGAUAUUCCAGCACAAAGGCAGCUCCACAUUUCCGUAGAAUGGAAUACCAGGACGCAGUAUGCACACUGAAUACGCUGCAGACAAAUGCCAGUGCACUUGAACAGGUGAGGAGAGAGCGGGGACACCCUCAACUCCAGCUGGAGGCUAUGAGGGGAUUCUUGCAGCGAUCAGGCCUACAGGUGGAUGAGCUUGAUCAUCUCAACAUUAUUCAUGUCACAGGGACCAAAGGGAAGGGGUCAACAUGUGCCUUCACAGAACAGAUUCUUCGAAACUAUGGGUUCCGUACUGGAUUUUAUAGCUCUCCACAUUUAGUGCAAGUGAGAGAGAGAAUCAGAAUCAAUGGUCAGCCGAUCUGUAAAGAGCUCUUUACAAAAUACUUCUGGCAGGUGUACGGGAGACUGGAUGAGACCAAGGAUGCCCAUGGUGGCAGCAUGCCCGCAUAUUUCCGGUUCCUAACCAUCCUAGCCUUCCAUGUCUUCCUGCAAGAGAAAGUUGACGUGGCAGUCAUUGAGGUGGGGAUUGGUGGAGCUUAUGACUGCACAAACAUCAUAAGGAAGCCAUGGGUGUGUGGGAUUUCUUCAUUGGGAAUAGAUCACACAAGCAUAUUAGGAGACACUAUAGAGAAGAUUGCCUGGCAGAAAGGAGGCAUCUUUAAGCAAGGUGUGCCAGCGUUCACUGUGAAACAGCCUGAGAGUCCACUGAAUGUCUUACAGGAGAGAGCUAAAGAGAUUGGGUGUCCCCUGUCGAUGUGCCCUGAUCUGGAUGACUAUAAGGUUGGGGAGGGACAGCUAAUGUUGGGCUUGGCUGGUCAGCACCAACGCAGCAAUGCAUCUCUCGCUCUGCAGCUCUCACACACGUGGCUAGAGAGACGCUGCCUGCCAGAUAUACCCUCUGUGACUGAGUUCAGUGGUUUGUCCAUAGCCCCGGGAUUUGAGCCAAACCCUCUGAUGCUCAAAGGUUUGGCAGAAGCAAACUGGCCAGGUCGGACUCAGACCCUGAAACACGACCCGGUCACAUACUUUCUGGACGGCGCUCACACCACGCGCAGCACGUUGGCCUGUGUGCGCUGGUUCAAUGAGGCAGCUGCUCAGCAAGAGAGAACCGCAGAGGGUCCUGUGGCCAGAGUGCUGUUAUUUAAUGCGACAGGGGAGAGGGACUGUGCGGCCAUGCUCAAACUGCUUGUGCCGUGUCACUUCGACUUUGCUGUGUUCUGUCCCAACAUCACAGAGGCCAUUGCAACAUGUAACGCAGAUCAGCAGAACUUCAACGUCUCUGUGGAGAACAUGCUUACCCGUUGUCUGGACAACCAGCAGAGCUGGAGAGUGCUGACUGGCCAGAAAAAGCCAGGGGCAGAGCUACUGAUCGGGGACAGUCUCCCCCUUGUGGCCGAACGCAGAAGUGAGACCUUGGUGUUUCCCUGCAUCCUCAGUGCCCUCCAGUGGAUCACACAGGGAAGGGACUCUGUCCUCGCCGACCCAACCAAACCAGUCAUCCCAGUUAAAUCAAGCGUUUUGGCUAAAGCUGCACCUCUCCGAGAGGCAGCGGCUAUUCACGUCCUCAUUACAGGCAGCCUCCACCUGGUGGGCGGGGUUUUAAAGCACUUAGACCCCGCCCUGGCCUCUUAACGGCCAAUUCAGGGUGUGUUUCUCUCAUGUAUCACUGGUAGUUAAUACUGUAGGUUUAAAGAGAGGAGCCUUUCUGGUUAAUAAACAUUUUUUUAAGCAAUUCUAGCAUCACUGCUAAACACGGUCAUUACCAGACAGGGCCUAUUGCUGCAGGGCACUGCCUGAUUAAGUGCUCUGGUGGUCUGUGUCAGUUAGUAGAAGUAGAAGACUUCAGCCAUGGCUCCUGCCAAAUACUUUUCUCAGUGCCUUUCUCUACAGGCAACUUAUCAAACCCACUUUGGUCUACUUGAAGUAACAGCUGUUUACAUGGACUCUUUUGGGAAGUUUUGGAUGGAUUACAUUUUUUGUCAUAAAGAGAUAUUUUAUUUUGUUUUUUUCUUUUAAGAUAUGGUUUGUUUAAUGAUAAUGGAUGGACUCUCACAAAUGUUGUCUGCCAGUACAGGAGUCGCUUGUUUUGUUGUACGCUGCCUCUAUCUGAACAUAGCGUCAGGGAGAGACGUGUUGGAUAGUUUGACAUUAAAUAUCUCUGGAGAAGGUUAUUAUUCUUUUGUAAGAUAUUAUUGAGUUAAAAUUAGCACCACCUCUCUGCAUGACAUAUAUUUUGACAAGAUGUUUCAUUGUAGUUUUAAACAUUGACAUUUCCAGAGAUGACGUUAAACUCUUGAGUUUUGAAGAUUGUGGAUUAUCUGAAUUCACAUUCACAUAUGGUAUUAAGGCACAGUAGAUCACAUGUGAAAAGACUGGAAAUAUUUGGUUUAAACAGUUUACAAAAGUGACAUCCUCCCAGACAUUCAUCCUCCCAUAUCAGCCUGCUGACCAUCACAUCAAUGCACGGUUACAAAGACAUGCAUUAAGCAAGUGUGUCUGAGAAUAUGCCCAAAACACUACAUAAACCAUAUAGUGGUCAGUAAAGCUCCCUUUGUAGUAAAAACUGAUGGGCUAUUUAUGAUACCUAUGUCCAGUGUAAUCUUUGCUCUCUUUAAAUAUAUACAACAUUGUUAUGAUCUGUUUAAAAUGUAUAUAUGUGUAAAAUGAGAUUUUAGUAUUAAAAAUAUGUUGGAUGUAAUACAGAAUUUAAAAAAAAAAACAUAUAAAUGA